Aspergillus fischeri NRRL 181 is the source of this 1746-nucleotide messenger RNA. RefSeq names its product acyl--CoA ligase. The transcript has 6 exons. The record is from RefSeq and is a predicted model, not a curated record. Lineage: Eukaryota; Fungi; Ascomycota; Eurotiomycetes; Eurotiales; Aspergillaceae. Gene Ontology annotation, molecular function: CoA-ligase activity. The coding region runs from base 1 to 1746 and encodes 581 amino acids.
AUGGUCUUUCUCCCACCAGCUACGGCGGGCGAGCUGGCCCCAAUUCCCGACAACAUUCCCAUCAGCGAAUUUAUGCUGAAUGAGAAAUAUGGCCGUCACCCGGCUGGCCAGUCGAGAGAUCCGUACACCUGCGGACUCACGGGGAAAUCCUACUCCGUUCCCCAGGUUACUGAACGAGUCGAUCUUCUGGCGCGGGCGCUUGCCAAAGAGUUGAACUGGGCACCAAACAGCGGUACCGAAUGGGACAAGACUCUGGCAAUUUUCAGCUUGAACACUGUUGACACGCUGCCCUUAUCCUGGGCUGUCCAUCAGCUUGGCGGUGUCGUGUCACCGGCCAAUGCGGCAUAUUCAGCGGCUGAAUUGAAGCAUCAGCUGCUUGACUCCAAGGCAAAGGCGUUGUUUACAUGCGCUCCCCUGCUUCCUACAUCUCUGGAAGCCGCCGCAAUGAUCGGCCUCCCGAAGGAUCGGAUUUAUUUGCUGGAAGUACCGCCCCAGGCCGGAGGUGGAAAGGAAGCUGGAUUGGGCUUCAAGACCAUGUCUCAAUUGAUAGAGAUUGGGAGAUUGCUUCCCAAAGUGGAAAAUUUGAAUUGGGGCGCGGGUGAGGGCGCUCGUAGAACCGCUUUCCUGUGUUACUCCAGUGGAACGUCGGGUCUGCCUAAAGGAGUCAUGAUCUCUCACCGCAACGUCAUCGCGAAUACCUUGCAAAUUACAGCGUCCGAGAAAACAUGGCGGGACUCCCUGACUCCAACUGGCGGACCGCGAUACACCGAUAUCGCACUGGGUCUGCUGCCCUACAGUCACAUCUAUGCGCUGGUGGUUAUUUGCCAUUCAGGGCCUUUCAGAGGCGAUCAAGUCAUUGUCCUGCCGAAAUUCGAGCUCAACUCGUAUCUCUCUGCAAUUCAACAGUUCAAGAUCACGUCUCUCUUCUUGGUCCCUCCAAUCAUUAUUACCAUGCUGCGAAACCAGGACGUUUGCUCCAGGUUCGACUUGAGCUCGGUCACAUCGUUAUUCACAGGUGCAGCACCAUUAGGAAUGGAGACGGCGGCAGAUUUCAAGAAGAUCUAUCCGAAAGUCAUAGUUCGUCAGGGCUACGGUCUCACGGAGACGUCGACUGUCGUUUGCUCAACCCAUCCCACAGACGUCUUCCUCGGCUCAUCCGGCACCUUGCUGCCUGGUGUUGAGGUACGCAUCAUGACCCCUGAGGGCAAGGAGAUAACCAGCUACGACACACCUGGUGAACUCGUCGUUCGCAGCCCAAGUGUGGUUUUGGGUUACUUGAACAAUGAGAAAGCUACCAAGGAAACAUUCGAGGACGGAUGGAUGCGCACCGGUGAUGAAGCUGUCGUUCGGGUAAGCCCGAAGGGUACGGAACAUAUCUUCAUCGUCGAUCGAAUCAAGGAGUUGAUCAAGGUCAAGGGCCUACAAGUCGCUCCAGCGGAGCUAGAGGCUCAUCUGCUCACCCACCCAGCAGUCGCAGACUGCGCCGUGAUCGCUAUUCCGGACGAGGCCGCCGGUGAAGUGCCCAAGGCCAUUGUGGUCAAGUCUGCCUCCGCUGGCAAUGACGAUGAAGCUAUUAUCCAAUCUAUCAAGAAGCAUGUGGAGUCCCACAAAGCUAGACACAAAUGGCUCAAGGGAGGAGUCCGCUUCAUCGAUGUUAUUCCCAAGAGCCCGAGCGGCAAGAUUUUGCGCCGAAUGCUCCGUGACCAGGAGAAGGAGUUGCGGAGAAAGGCUGGGGCCAAGUUAUAA